Molecule: messenger RNA, 3336 nt
Organism: Papilio polytes (common Mormon)
Lineage: Eukaryota; Metazoa; Arthropoda; Insecta; Lepidoptera; Papilionidae
Gene: Sarm
Product: sterile alpha and TIR motif-containing protein 1
Exons: 11
Coding region: 415-3321 (968 amino acids)
Biological process (GO): signal transduction; response to axon injury; negative regulation of MyD88-independent toll-like receptor signaling pathway
Cellular component (GO): dendrite
Molecular function (GO): signaling adaptor activity; NAD+ nucleosidase activity; protein binding
Source: RefSeq, a predicted model, not a curated record
UGCGAGUGGUUAGUGUGUCGCCGCUCGGAAACAUUCGCGUCGUGAUUAAAAUGUGACGACGAACCUGAAUGAGUGAUAAAUAUUAUUCAAAUGUAUUGUUAUGUUUUCGUGAAUUACAUUAGGCAAUAGAAUUAACAGUGUGCAGAACAAUAACCGCGCAACUUCGAUGACGUGGGCGCGACGCGUCCGUGGAUUCAAAGUUUAUUGCGACGAAAAUCGAAUGAAAAAGAAUUAUUAAACUUUUCUUGUGAUCUCGGUGUGCACUGAGGGCUUAUAUCUUGAACGUUACUGUCAGUUCGCACACACGCCGACACGUGAUCGCCGAAAAUUCUCGAAUAAAUAAGGGAACUGUCUGUACAGUGCUUGUAUCAAAUUGUGUUUAUUCGUACCGGAUAAAUAGUUCUUUGCCGAAUUAUGGUUGUUGCUAAAGUCGAUAACAUGGCUUCAUACACCACGUAUACAGGAAAACCCAAAAUUUUCUUCCCAAAGAAGGUACGUUCAGAGGAAUCCCUGCUUGCUCCGGAAAAGACCACUAAAAGUGCACGAUGGAUACCGGAAUUCAAGUUGGAUGGCAGCAACAGUUUAAAACACAACGGCAGCGCGAAGGAUCUGGCUUCCGUCAUGGAGAACUUGAAGAAGACCAGUCUAGUCUCCAGACAGAACCAAACCCUGAAUACACAAGUCACAAGUUCUUCAUCACAACAGAUGGUAUCCAGCACUACGUCGAGUAGCGCGGCGACCAGCCAGCGGCUGCAGAGCUCCUCGCAGCGCCUGCAGCAUAUGACCGCCUCCGAGAUGAAAGCCAGCUCCAUGAAGUCUGACCUCACCGAACUCAAGAGCUCAAUAUCAGAAAUGAAAAACCUAAGCAGUUGUUCUGCUCUAAACUUCGGACAAAGACUGAGAAGCUCGAUGGAAAACAUAGUAGAUCAAGAUGACGGCCAUCUGGCGGACAUCCGGGAUCUGGACGAGAUCGGAGAUUACAGCGACAUGGGGGACAUCGGCGAUAUGGGCGGCGACGCACCCCUGGUCACUUUUCCUGAAUCGGACACACCGCCUCCCGUGAGCGACAAGGCAUGCAUGCUGGCCGGUAACAACGUGCCUGAGCAAAGAUCGUUAAAAGCCGGUGAAGUGAGUGCGCAAGAAGCUAAUAAUAUGUCGGCGACCAGCUCGAGACUUCAGACGGAAGCGUUCAGUGCGGAGAAGAAGGCGAUGGCAUCGGCGCAGGCGCGCCAGACUGUCACCUCCAGCGGCAUGUUCAGCCACAAGGAGCACUCCAGCGUCGCGCACUCUAACAUGACCAUCUCUAGCAAGAACCUCUCCACUAAGUCAACACUAUUGUCCUCACAGAUGCUUCUAAACGGUGCGAUCAAACCCGGCGAUGAAGAUCUAACAAAUUUAACAUUCGAAGAUUUGGACAAAUUGAACGCGAACUCAAACCAAAAGGACGUCGAUUUAGCGAUACAAAAGUAUUCAUCCAGAAUGAACGCAUUCAUAAACUCUAUAAAGAACAAUCAAAUAGAUAUCAAAAAUGCCUCAGUACAUUUUAACAAAUUGAACGAAAUGAUGAGAAGAGCUUGGGCGGUUCCUACCUACGGCCACGAACUCGGAUACUCCUUGUGCAAUACCUUAAGAACAUCUGGAGGACUGGACAUCCUAAUGGAGAAUUGCUUGGAGACCAACAAUCCUGAGUUACAAUUCUCUUCAGCGAAGCUUCUGGAACAAUGUUUGACGACUGAAAAUAGGGCACACGUAGUAGAAAAUGGUUUAGAAAAAGUUGUAAAUGUGGCUUGUGUUUGUACAAAAUAUGCGAAUUCUGUGGAACAUUCGAGAAUACGGACAGGGAUAUUGGAGCAUUUGUUCAAACAUAGCGAAGGGACGUGCAGCGAUGUAAUUAAAUUGCAUUGUGCGACGGCGCUCGCCAACCUUUCUUUGUACGGUGGCGCCGAGAACCAGGAGGCGAUGAUAAAGAGAAAAGUGCCGAUGUGGCUGUUCCCGCUGGCAUUCCACACAGACGACAACGUUAAAUACUACGCAUGUUUGGCGAUCGCCGUACUAGUCGCUAACAAGGAAAUCGAAGCGGCAGUACUGAAAUCGGGGACCCUAGAUUUAGUGGAACCGUUCGUCACUUCUCAUAAUCCCUCGGAGUUUGCUAAAUCUAAUUUAUCACACGCACACGGACAGAGCAAGAAUUGGCUACAAAAAUUAGUACCGGUUUUAAGUUCAAAAAGGGAGGAAGCUCGGAAUUUAGCCGCCUUCCAUUUUUGCAUGGAAGCGGGCAUUAAAAAACAACAAGGAAAUACUGAAAUAUUUAGAGAGAUUGGUGCGAUAGAGUCUUUGAAGAAAGUGGCCAGUUGUCCGAACGCGGUCGCUUCUAAAUACGCGGCACAGGCGUUGAGGCUAAUAGGGGAGGAAGUUCCACAUAAACUGUCACAGCAGGUGCCGCUCUGGUCCAUAGAGGAUGUUAAGGAAUGGGUCAAACAGAUAGGUUUCUCAGAGUACGCUAAUAAUUUCCAAGAGAGUAGAGUCGAUGGUGAUCUACUCUUGCAAAUAAGUGAAGACAAUCUCAAAGAAGACAUCGGUCUGCUUAACGGAAUCAAAAGGAAAAGAUUCACGAGAGAACUUCAACAGUUAAAGAAGAUGGCGGACUACAGCUCGCGGGACACGGGCAGCCUCAACGAGUUCCUGCAGACGAUAGGUCCGGAGUACACCAUAUACACGUACUCGAUGCUGAACGCGGGCGUGGACAAGGAGGCCAUGCGCGGCCUCAGCGACGAGCAGCUGGAGAACGAGUGCCGCAUCGUCAACAGCAUACACCGCCUGCGGAUCCUCAACGCGAUCAGAGUAUACGAAAGCACGUUACCAAGCAAAGGCGAAGAGAAUAUGGAGAAGAAUUUGGACGUGUUCGUGAGCUACAGGCGGUCGAAUGGCUCUCAGCUGGCGAGUCUACUGAAGGUCCACCUGCAGCUGCGAGGGUUCACGGUGUUCAUCGACGUGGAGCGGCUGGAGGCCGGCAAGUUCGACAAUAACCUGCUGCAGAGCAUACGGCACGCGAAGAACUUCUUGUUAGUGCUCACACCCAACGCGUUAGAAAGGUGUAAGCACGAUACAGAACAAAAAGACUGGGUCCAUCGGGAGAUAGUGGCGGCGUUGCAGUCGAAGUGCAACAUCGUGCCUAUCAUCGACAACUUCGAGUGGCCGGAGCCAGAGGAGCUGCCCGAGGACAUGCGCGCCGUCUGCCACUUCAACGGCGUGCGCUGGAUACACGACUACCAGGACGCCUGCGUUGAGAAACUAGAAAGGUAUUGUCAUUUUAAGUACUAAAUGUACACGGGAACC